AUCUGAAAAGAAACAGAAGAAAACUAAAGAAAUUCUGUACAUAAAUGGUUGGAACUAAAGUUCAGUGUGCAGUGUCUGCAACGAGCUCAGAAUGAGGGGAAGCUUGGGACUGCUUCUUAUAUUGUGCAGUGCACUACCAAUGCAGCCUAUUAUAGGAAAUGCAACUACAACAACUGAAUCACCAAUAUGCCGGCUGAGGCCAUUCCUACCAAUCUGUUUACUAAGUAGGACGACAGCCUCCACAACUACUAAAGAAGUAACCACAUCCACAGCUCUUCCCACAACAACCUCAGCAACUUCUACUGAAGAAGUAACAACAUCCACAGCUCUUCCCACAGCUAUAUCCACAACAACUGAAGACGCCACAACAUCCACAGCUGUUGCCACAACCAUGACUGCAACUUCCUCAACUACUAAUGAAGUAUCAACAUCCACAGCUGCUCCCACAACAACAACUAUCAGUUCCUCAACUACAAAAGAAGACACAACCUCUACAGCUCUUCCCACAACAACCUCAGCUACAUCCACAACAACUAGAGAAGGCACAACAUCCACGGCUGUUGCCACAACAACUUCUGCCAGUUCCUCAACUAUAAAGAAAGACACAACUUCAACAGCUAUUCCCACAACUACUACUGAAAAAGUAACAACUUCUACAGCCAUUCCCACAACAACCACGAUAGCCUCCACAACAACCUCCACAGCUGCUCCCACAACAUCUUCUGCAACGUCUACAUCUACUGAAGAAGUAACAACUUCCACAGCCAUUCCCACAACCACCACGAUAGCCUCUACAACUACUGAAGAAGUCACAACCUCCACAGCUGCUCCCACAACAACUACCGCCAGUACCUCAACUACUACACAAGUCACAACCUCCACAGCUGCUCCCACAACCACUACUGAAGCAGUAACAACUUCCACAGCUAUUCCCACAACAACCACGAUAGCCUCCACAACAACCUCUACAGCUGCUCCCAGAACAUCUUCUGCAACGUCUACAACUACUGAAGAAGUAACAACUUCCACAGCCAUUCCCACAACCACCACGAUAGCCUCUACAACUACUGAAGAAGUCACAACCUCCACAGCUGCUCCCACAACAACUACUGCCAGUACCUCAACUACUACUGAAGUCACAACUUCAACAGCUAUUCCCACAACUACUACUGAAGAAGUAACAACUUCCACAGCUAUUCCCACAACAACCACGAUAGUCUCCACAACUACUGAAGAAGUCACAACCUCCACAGCUGCUCCCACAACAACUACCCCCAGUACCUCAACUACUACACAAGUCACAACCUCCACAGCUGCUCCCACAACCACUACUGAAGCAGUAACAACUUCCACAGCUAUUCCCACAACAACCACGAUAGCCUCCACAACAACCUCCACAGCUGCUCCCACAACAUCUUCUGCAACGUCUACAACUACUGAAGAAGUAACAACUUCCACAGCCAUUCCCACAACCACCACGAUAGCCUCUACAACUUCUGAAGAAGUCACAACCUCCACAGCUGCUCCCACAACAACUACUGCCAGUACCUCAACUACUACUGAAGUCACAACUUCAACAGCUAUUCCCACAACUACUACUGAAGAAGUAACAACUUCCACAGCUAUUCCCACAACAACCACGAUAGUCUCCACAACUACUGAAGAAGUCACAACCUCCACAGCUGCUCCCACAACAACUACCGCCAGUACCUCAACUACUACACAAGUCACAACCUCCACAGCUGCUCCCACAACCACUACUGAAGCAGUAACAACUUCCACAGCCAUUCCCACAACCACCACGAUAGCCUCUACAACUACUGAAGAAGUCACAACCUCCACAGCUGCUCCCACAAUAACUACUGCCAGUACCUCAACUACUACUGAAGUCACAACUUCAACAGCUAUUCCCACAACUACUACUAAAGAAGUAACAACUUCCACAGCCAUUCCUACAACCACCACGAUAGCCUCCACAACUACUGAAGAAGUCACAACCUCCACAGCUGCUCCCACAACAACUUCUGCAACAUCUACAACUACUGAAGAAGUAACAACUUCCAUAGCCAUUCCCACAACCACCACGAUUGCCUCCACAACUACUUCCAGUUCCUCAACUACGACUGAAGUCACGACAUCUACAGCCAUUCCUACAACAACUACUGCAAAAUCCACGGCAGCUUCGACAACUACUGAAGAAGUAACAACAUCUACUGCUAGUCCCACAACAUCUUCCACCAGUUCCUCAACUACGACAGAAGUUACGACCUCUACAGUUAUUCCUACAACAACUACGGAAGUUACAACCUCUACAGAUAUUCCCACAACAACUACAGAAGUCACAACCUCUACAGCUAUUCCCACAACAACUACAGAAGUCACAACCUCUACAGCUAUUCCUUCAACAACUACAGUAGUCACAACCUCUCCUACUAUUCCUACAACAACUACGGAAGUUACCACCUCUACAGCUAUUCCCACAACAACUGCAAAAGUCACAACCUCUACAGCUAUUCCCACAACAACUACAGAAGUCACAACAUCUACUGCUAUUCCUACAACAACUACGGAAGUUACCACCUCUACAACUAUUCCCACAACAACUACAGAAGUUACCACCUCUACUGCUAUUCCCACAACAACUACAGAAGUCACAACCUCUACAGCUAUUUCCACAACAACUACGGAAGUUACCACCUCUACAGCUAUUCCCACAACAACAACAGAAGUCACAACCUCUACAGCUAUUCCCACAACAACUACAGAAGUCACAACAUCUACUGCUAUUCCUACAACAACUACGGAAGUUACCACCUUUACAACUAUUCCCACAACAACUGCAGAAGUCACAACCUCUACUGCUAUUCCUACAACAACUACGGAAGUUACCACCUCUACAACUAUUCCCACAACAACUACAGAAGUUACCACCUCUACUGCUAUUCCCACAACAACUACAGAAGUCACAACCUCUACAGCUAUUCCCGCAACAACUACAGAAGUCACAACCUCUACAGCUAUUCCCACAACAACUACAGAAGUUACCACCUCUACUGCUAUUCCCACAACAACUACAGAAGUCACAACCUCUACAGCUAUUCCCACAACAACUACAGAAGUUACCACCUCUACUGCUAUUCCCACAACAACUACAGAAGUCACAACCUCUACAGCUAUUCCCACAACAACUUCAGAAGUCACAACCUCUACAGCUAUUCCCACAACAACUACAGAAGUUACCACCUCUACAGCUAUUCCCAAAACAACUACAGAAGUCACAACCUCUACAGCUAUUCCCACAACAACUACAGAAGUCACAACAUCUACUGCUAUUCCCACAACAACUACAGAAGUUACCACCUCUACAGCUAUUCCCACAACAACUACGGAAGUUACCACCUCUACAGCUAUUCCCACAACAACUACAGAAGUCACAACCUCUACUGCCAUUCCCACAACAACUACAGAAGUCACAACCUCUACAGCUAUUCCCACAACAACUACAGAAGUCACAACCUCUACUGCAAUGCCCACAACAACUACAGAAGUCACAACCUCUACUGCUAUUCCCACAACAACUACAGAAGUCACAACCUCUACUGCUAUUCCCACAACAACUACGGAAGCUACCACCUCUACAGCUAUUCCCACAACAACUACAGAAGUCACAACCUCUACAGCUAUUCCCACAACAACUACGGAAGUUACCACCUCUACAGCUAUUCCCACAACAACUACAGAAGUCACAACCUCUACAGCUAUUCCCACAACAACUACAGAAGUCACAACCUCUACUGCUAUGCCCACAACAACUACAGAAGUCACAACCUCUACUGCUAUUCCCACAACAACUACGGAAGUUACCACCUCUACAGCUAUUCCCACAACAACUACAGAUGUCACAACCUCUACAGCUAUUCCCACAACAACUACAGAAGUCACAACCUCUACUGCUAUUCCCACAACAACUACAGAAGUCACAACCUCUACUGCCAUUCCCACAACAACUACAGAAGUCACAACCUCUACUUCUAUUCCCACAACAACUACAGAAGUCACAACUUCUACAGCUAUUCCCACAACAACUACGGAAGUUACCACCUCUACAGCUAUUCCCACAACAACUACAGAAGUCACAACCUCUACAGCUAUUCCCACAACAACUACAGAAGUCACAACAUCUACUGCUAUUCCCACAACAACUACAGAAGUUACCACCUCUACAGCUAUUCCCACAACAACUACGGAAGUUACCACCUCUACAGCUAUUCCCACAACAACUACAGAAGUCACAACCUCUACUGCCAUUCCCACAACAACUACAGAAGUCACAACCUCUACAGCUAUUCCCACAACAACUACAGAAGUCACAACCUCUACUGCUAUGCCCACAACAACUACAGAAGUCACAACCUCUACUGCUAUUCCCACAACAACUACAGAAGUCACAACCUCUACUGCUAUUCCCACAACAACUACGGAAGUUACCACCUCUACAGCUAUUCCCACAACAACUACAGAAGUCACAACCUUUACAGCUAUUCCCACAACAACUACGGAAGUUACCACCUCUACAGCUAUUCCCACAACAACUACAGAAGUCACAACCUCUACAGCUAUUCCCACAACAACUACAGAAGUCACAACCUCUACUGCUAUGCCCACAACAACUACAGAAGUCACAACCUCUACUGCUAUUCCCACAACAACUACGGAAGUUACCACCUCUACAGCUAGUCCCACAACAACUACAGAAGUCACAACCUCUACAGCUAUUCCCACAACAACUAAAGAAGUCACAACCUCUACUGCUAUUCCCACAACAACUACAGAAGUCACAACCUCUACUGCCAUUCCCACAACAACUACAGAAGUCACAACCUCUACUGCUAUUCCCACAACAACUACAGAAGUCACAACUUCUACUGCUAUUCCCACAACAACUACAGAAGUCACAACCUCUACUGCCAUUCCCACAACAACUACAGAAGUCACAACCUCUACUGCUAUUCCCACAACAACUACAGAAGUCACAACUUCUACAGCUAUUCCCACAACAACUACGGAAGUUACCACCUCUACAGCUAUUCCCACAACAACUACAGAAGUCACAACCUCUACUGCCAUUCCCACAACAACUACAGAAGUCACAACCUCUACUGCUAUUCCCACAACAACUACAGAAGUUACCACCUCUACAGCUAUUCCCACAACAACUACGGAAGUUACCACCUCUACAGCUAUUCCCACAACAACUACAGAAGUCACAACCUCUACUGCUAUUCCCACAACAACUACAGAAGUCACAACCUCUACUGCUAUUCCCACAAAACCUACAGAAGUCACAACCUCUACUGCCAUUCCCACAACAACUACAGAAGUCACAACCUCUACUGCCAUUCCCACAACAACUACAGAAGUCACAACCUCUACUGCUAUUCCCACAACAACUACAGAAGUUACCACCUCUACAGCUAUUCCCACAACAACUACGGAAGUUACCACCUCUACAGCUAUUCCCACAACAACUACACAAGUCACAACCUCUACAGCUAUUCCCACAACAACUACGGAAGUUACCACCUCUACAGCUAUUCCCACAACAACUACAGAAGUCACAACCUCUACUGCCAUUCCCACAACAACUACAGAAGUCACAACCUCUACUGCUAUUCCCACAACAACUACAGAAGUUACCACCUCUACAGCUAUUCCCACAACAACUACGGAAGUUACCACCUCUACAGCUAUUCCCACAACAACUACAGAAGUCACAACCUCUACUGCUAUUCCCACAACAACUACAGAAGUCACAACCUCUACUGCUAUUCCCACAAAACCUACAGAAGUCACAACCUCUACUGCCAUUCCCACAACAACUACAGAAGUCACAACCUCUACUGCCAUUCCCACAACAACUACAGAAGUCACAACCUCUACUGCUAUUCCCACAACAACUACAGAAGUUACCACCUCUACAGCUAUUCCCACAACAACUACGGAAGUUACCACCUCUACAGCUAUUCCCACAACAACUACACAAGUCACAACCUCUACAGCUAUUCCCACAACAACUACAGAAGUCACAACUUCUACUGCUAUUCCCACAUUAACUACAGAAGUCACAACCUCUACAGCUGUUCAAACUACUAAAGAAGUAACAACAUCCACAGCUAGUCCCACAACAAGUACAUCUGCGUCCACAACAACAGAAGGAGUAACAACAUCCACAAGUGGCACUCCUCAGAACAAUGGACACCAUGAACAUCAUCACCACCAUCACCAUCACAAUCGACCUAGCUUUCCGUUUCCACUACCGCCUCCUCCGCCCCCACUACCGUUUCCAUUUCCUAUAAACUUGCCGAAUUCUGAUGCCGCUGUUGUUGCAAUCCUACCUUUGCCCCCGCUGGUAGUCCCACCUCCACUUCCACCUCCGCCUCCACUUCCACCUCUACCUCCACUUCCACCUCUACCUUCACUUCCAUCUCUACCUGCACUUCCACCUCUUUUUGGAAACCUAUUCGGAAAAAAGUCUUUACCAUCCAUUACAGUUUAA
Molecule: messenger RNA, 6556 nt
Organism: Drosophila ananassae
Lineage: Eukaryota; Metazoa; Arthropoda; Insecta; Diptera; Drosophilidae
Product: mucin-2
Exons: 2
Coding region: 92-6556 (2154 amino acids)
Source: RefSeq, a predicted model, not a curated record